This is a messenger RNA of Symbiodinium sp. CCMP2456, 1935 nucleotides long. The record is from the annotation of a GenBank genome assembly. Lineage: Eukaryota; Dinophyceae; Suessiales; Symbiodiniaceae.
AUGGAUGAGAUCGGCCAACGACCCGGCAGGACUCAACUGCGGCCUUUCCGUGCAGUGUGCCAACAGAGCACGCAUCAAGGAGCGGUGUGUCCCUGGAGGCAGCUAGGUCCUGGCAUCCGCGACCUCGAUGUGAACCUGACCAGGCUGUGCGAUGAUCGAACAGGUGUACUCUAUGUUUGCAAUCGCACUCUGACGCCCGCUUGCGACGAUCUUUGCGACAGAGGCCUCGGUCCUCGGGCCCUCAGCCUGAACGACCUCCAGUCCUAUCUGGACUUCAUCGUGUCCCACAAUCCCUUCGGAGGUGAUCUGGAGCCCUGGGACGUGCCCCAGGUGGACCUCACGGAGCCGGAAGCCUACGUUUUUGUCUCGCAGCGUCAGGCGCUGUACACAGCGCUCCGCACUCUGGCUCUGAAGCUUCGUGAUCCAGCUUCGCAAGCCAAAAAUGCUUUGGACUAUGGAUUGACUUAUGGCUGCAACUGGAGGCCGAACCCUAUGGGAGUUCCUGACCCUGAAGCCUGCGCUCGGUUCCCUCCGCUGACGGGCGUCGGAGCUGAAGCCUUGCAGGGCAACCUCUUCAGCCUGCUGGCAUGGGCCCAUGCGCUAGCUCGGGAGAACGGUGCAAGGCUCGGUGUUGAGUCUUGCUUUCGGAAGCAACGAGAUGAACCAGAACGCUGGUGUCCACACGACUCGGUGCUUGCAGCGGUGAGAGGUGGAGCUAGCGGACCUGAUGCGAGGGACAUGCUGGACUCGUCAGAAUUCUGGGCAAAGAAUAACCAGAGGCUCGAUGAGGUCGGCAUCCGCCCGAACGUUUGCCACUUUGAGUCCAGCCGCUGGGUCUGGCGAAACACUCGCGACCCGGAAGCUGAAUCUGAGGAGUUCUGCCGUGGCUUCGCGGACGUUCCUUCAGUCUACCAGCCCGAGGUGGACGAUUUCAUGUCGAGAGAUCGGCCAUGGACCCUGGCAGUGGACAUCGCCGGGGCGCAGUAUGGCGGGGGCUGCGGCUCGGCGAACGGAAGAACCUGGGCCACGCAGGACGAAAGCACGCCCGUGUUCUACCCGGAGACCUUGGCUCUUGGCUUCCAUUCGACAGGCCGAACCAUUGGCACUGGAACGACGGCGUUGCUGUUUCUCGGUGUCCGUCGAUACUUCAGUGGCCAGAGCGGCUCUCACGGGCUUGAUCGACAGGGGCUGAAUACACCGCUCUUCGUCAGCGGGAACCGGUGUGGCAACUUGCAUGACGCCAGGCUCUUUCCACCGGACCGGCUCCUGUCUGAGGCUGCGGUCACGCACCUGGACAGGUCUGAAAGCGGUUUUUCCCAGCCCUUCCAGAUGUUCGGCCAUGCCCUGGGCGUCAUCACCUCCAGCUGCGGAACUUGCUUGGACGGGAAUCUCCCGAACACAACGCUGAAGUUUCGUACUGCAGGCGAAACUUGCCUGGUCAGCUGGAAGGACGGACGCAGCGGGUGUGGGAGGUCACCAAAGGGCGGCUGGACGUACUGGAAUGACGUUUGGACCUGGAUUGGUGCGACCAGUCCCAGGUUCUACCCACCGGCAGUUCGACCAGCGUUGACUCGCAUCGUGCGCCGGGUGGCCACGGGUCCAUGGGGUGCUGGCGUCUGGUGGGGGAACACACUGCAGUACUUCGUGAUCGUUUGGGUGGCGACCGCUCUGCUGUGGAAGCAGGAUUCGUUUCAGCUGGACUACUACGCAUACGGCCUCCCAGGCCAAGAGGGAUUUCCCUUGGGUGGCUUCUGCGAGCAGUACCAGGCUAGCCAGGGAGGGAACAGAGCCAGAUUACUCCUCUACGAAAACUAUAGCAAAACAUACCGCACAAUGCUUAAGCAAAUAGUAUCGUGCGCUGCCGACGGGAAGUAUGUUGUUCUCCUAAGGUCCAUUUGUGUCGGGUUCAAGGGUAGAGCGCCUUGGCCGGUUUAG